AUGUUCCCGCAGAACCGGCCCCCGGCCCACCUCCAGGCCCCCUCUGCCGCCUCAGGAGCCACUGUUGCUGCCACUGCCAUCCCCAGCACCCCCCAGUCCCUCAAGCUGACGUACCCAGAGACCUUGGACCGCAUCAAGGAGGAGUUCCAGUUCCUGCAGAACCAAUACCAUAGCUUGAAGCUAGAAUGUGAAAAGCUGGCAACAGAAAAAACAGAAAUCCAGCGUCAUUAUGUCAUGUACUAUGAGAUGUCCUAUGGGCUGAACAUCGAGAUGCACAAACAGACGGAGAUCGCCAAGAGGCUCAACGUGAUCUGUGCGCAGCUCAUCCCGUUCCUGUCUCAGGAGCACCAGCAGCAGGUGGUCCAGGCCGUGGAGAGAGCGAAGCAGGUGACUAUGACCGACCUGAACGCGGCCAUCGGGCACCAGCUCCAGACCCAGCACCUCUCACACCACGCUCCCCCCAUCCCCCUGACCCCUCACCCCUCGGGGAUGCAGCCUGCUGGCCUGGCUGGCAUCAGCAGUGCCUCAGGGCUGCUGGCACUCUCGGGGGCUCUGGGGGCCCAGGCUCAGCUCCUCGCCAAAGACGACCGAGGAGUCCACGACGCUGAGCCCAGGGCGACAGAGCGAGACCCCGGCCCUAGCUCCCUGGUGCUGCCCAACGGGGACCGGGCAAGGGCCAUCUCCGAGUACCUGAGCAGCAGCAAGAAGAGGAAGGUGGAGGAGAAGGACUUCAUCACAGACUAUGGCAGUGAUGCAGACAAAAGUGAAGACAACUUGGUGGUGGAUGAGGACCCCUCUUCCCCACACAGUGUCCACUCCUACUCAUCCCGGGAGAACGGAGUGGAGAAGGUUCCACUGGGGAGGAAGGAGGCUGUGCCUCUCAGCCCAACCUCCAUGGCCUCCUCCAGCAGCACGUCCCCAUCUCGGAGCAAGGAUGUGCCCACGGUGGAGAAGGCAGGGACCCCCAGCCUGAAGUCCAGCACCCCGACCUCCCAGGGCGAUGCUGCAGCCCCAGGCUCCAGCAGUGCCCAGCAGUUUCGCCCCUCUGCCGCCAAGGCCCCCGUGGACCCCCUGGCCCUGGGCCUGAGGAACCCUUUGGGAGUGCAGAGCCCCUACUCGGCUGCCUUUGGCAUGGCUCACGCUGCCGUUAACGGGGACGUGGCUGGCACCGGGGGCUACGCCAGCCUCCACCUCAUGUCCCCCCAGCUCAACGGGGCCGCGGCCGCCGUGGGAGCCGGCAGCUACGGACGCUCCCCGCUGGUGGGCUACGACCCUCACCCCCACAUGCGCGUCCCAGGGCUGGCGGCUGGCAUGCAAGUGGGCACGUCGGGGAAGCCUGCCUACUCCUUCCACGUCAGCGCGGAUGGGCAGAUGCAGCCUGUGCCCUUCCCUCCCGAUGCCCUCCUGGGCUCGGGCAUCCCCCGGCACGCACGGCAGCUGCACACCCUGAGCCACGGAGAGGUGGUUUGUGCUGUCACCAUCAGCAACUCCACCCGGCACGUCUACACCGGGGGCAAGGGCUGUGUGAAGGUGUGGGACGUGGGGCAGCCGGGCACCAAGACAGCCGUGGCUCAGCUGGACUGCCUGAACCGCGACAACUACAUCCGCUCCUGCAAGCUGCUGCCCGACGGCCGCAGCCUGAUCGUGGGGGGGGAGGCCAGCACCCUCUCCAUCUGGGACCUGGCAGCCCCCACGCCCCGCAUCAAGGCCGAGCUCACCUCCUCUGCCCCUGCCUGCUAUGCCCUGGCCAUCAGCCCCGACGCCAAAGUCUGCUUCUCCUGCUGCAGCGACGGCAACAUCGUGGUGUGGGACCUGCAGAACCAGACGCUGGUCAGGCAGUUUCAGGGCCACACAGACGGUGCCAGCUGCAUUGACAUCUCCAACGAUGGCACCAAGCUGUGGACAGGGGGCCUGGACAACACAGUGAGGUGCUGGGACCUGCGGGAAGGGCGCCAGCUUCAGCAGCACGACUUCAGCUCCCAGAUCUUCUCCCUGGGCUACUGCCCGACAGGAGAGUGGCUGGCAGUGGGCAUGGAGAGCAGCAACGUGGAGAUCCUGCACGUCACCAAACCAGACAAGUACCAGCUGCACCUCCACGAGAGCUGUGUCCUCUCCCUCAAAUUCGCCUCCUGCGGGAAGUGGUUUGUGAGCACGGGGAAGGACAACCUGCUCAAUGCCUGGAGGACACCCUAUGGAGCCAGCAUCUUCCAGUCAAAGGAAACCUCCUCUGUCCUCAGCUGCGACGUCUCCACCGACGAUCAGUUCAUCGUCACCGGCUCAGGGGACAAGAAAGCCACAGUUUAUGAGGUCAUGUACUGA
Molecule: messenger RNA, 2319 nt
Organism: Indicator indicator
Lineage: Eukaryota; Metazoa; Chordata; Aves; Piciformes; Indicatoridae
Product: transducin-like enhancer protein 1
Exons: 20
Coding region: 1-2319 (772 amino acids)
Biological process (GO): regulation of DNA-templated transcription; negative regulation of canonical Wnt signaling pathway
Cellular component (GO): transcription regulator complex; nucleus
Molecular function (GO): transcription corepressor activity; protein binding
Source: RefSeq, a predicted model, not a curated record